Molecule: messenger RNA, 734 nt
Organism: Antechinus flavipes (yellow-footed antechinus)
Lineage: Eukaryota; Metazoa; Chordata; Mammalia; Dasyuromorphia; Dasyuridae
Gene: CHCHD7
Product: coiled-coil-helix-coiled-coil-helix domain containing 7
Exons: 6
Coding region: 461-718 (85 amino acids)
Source: RefSeq, a predicted model, not a curated record
ACGGGGGGAGAAGGGGCAGCGAGUUAGGCUGCGUGCUACAUAAAGCGCUGCUGCGUGAGCCUUUGACGUGUUUGGAGCUAGAGACGGCCUGGGUGCUGGGGUAGUCGCAGUGCAAGGCUUCGGUUAGUGACUGGAGCCAUCGGUCCUCUGGGCGGAGGGGAGGGGGGGGCGAACGACCCGAACCCUGCCCCAGAUCCGUCCAGUUGAUGGAGAUGAACGUACUCCUUGAUAUGCCGGCCCCUUCCAGUCAGAAAGCAAAUCAGGCGCCGAGAAGAAAGCAGCUAUUGGGGGAGUAAUAUCAAGGAAUAAACUUGAGAACUGCCUGGACCCUAAAUCCUUCCUUGAAGAAGUUGCCUACUUUCAAGUCAUAUCACCCCCUUGAGUUCCAGUAGGUAUCUGAUUAAAACAGUAAACUGAACAUAAAAUAUUUAUUUGCUAAAGCUGCAGUAAGAAGAUUAGGAUGCCUAUUGUUACGAAGAGACUUAGAGACCCUGACAUAAAUCCUUGUCUGUCGGAAUCAGAUGCUUCUACCAGAUGUAUGGAUGAAAAUAAUUAUGACAAGGAAAUGUGUGCCACUUGUUUCUUGAAGUACAAAAACUGCAGGAAAUUUUGGAAUGCCAUUAUGAUUGAAAGACGGCGAAAUGGAAUUACACCACAUAUGCCCACAGCUGCAGAAAGAGAAAAAAUCUUGGGAGCAAUGGGAAAGAUGCCCUAUUAAAGGCUUAUAAGCAACA